Messenger RNA from Arachis duranensis, 939 nucleotides. RefSeq lists its product as uncharacterized. The coding region runs from base 1 to 939 and encodes 312 amino acids. The record is from RefSeq and is a predicted model, not a curated record. The transcript has a single exon. NCBI's taxonomy places the organism in Eukaryota, Viridiplantae, Streptophyta, Magnoliopsida, Fabales, Fabaceae.
AUGGUUAGGGCUAAUGCAUCCGUCAGCAUCAAGGUGAUCCUAAAUGCCACGGCCACACACUUUGGGUUUAGGCCGAUGUACAGGAGGGUCUGGCUGGCGAAGCAGAAGGUUGUUGCCCUCAUCUAUGGUGACUGGGAUGAGUCGUACAACAAGCUCCCUAGGUGGGUGUUAGGAGUCCAGUUGACGAUGCCUGGUACUGUUGCAGUCCUUAGGACGAGCCCUGUUCGAGUUGGUGGACAGCUGGACGAGUCUCGAGCUUAUUUUCACAGAUUAUUUUGGACGUUUCCACCGUGUAUCGAGGCAUUUCGUCAUUGCAAGCCGCUGGUUAGUAUUGACGGCACCCAUCUGUAUGGAAAGUAUGGGAGAAUGUUGCUUGUGGCUAUUGCACAGGACGGGAACUCCAACAUACUCCCUGUUGCAUUCGCACUAGUGGAGGGUGAGAAUGUUGAGUCUUGGUCCUUCUUUCUCUCCCACCUACGUCAGCACGUGACACCGCAGUCGGGUCUGCUGGUUAUAUCGGACAGGCAUAACGGCAUCAAGGCCGCGCUUGAGGCUCCUGACAGAGGCUGGUUACCUCCAGCUGCAUACCGGGCAUUCUGCAUUCGACAUGUAGCGGCAAAUUUCGCCCUAACCUUCAAGGGCAAAGACGCAAGGAGGCUUCUUGUCAAUGCAGCGUACGCAAAGACCGAGGUAGAGUUCGAUUACUGGUUUGAUAUUUUGCGGUUUGAAGACCCGUCGAUGUAUGACUGGGCGAACCGGAUUGAGUAUUCCUUGUGGACACAGCAUCGUAAUGAGGGUCAGAGAUUCGAACACAUGAUGACGAAUAUCUCUGAGUGUGUGAACUCAAUCCUAAAGGGUGUCAGAAACCUCCCUGUGUGCUCGCUGGUGAAGGCAACAUACGGAAGGCUGGCCGAACUAUUUGUUCGCAAGGGGAGAUAG